GGAUGAUAUUCCAAGUACAAGUUAUUUUUCACAAUCAUAUCAACGCAGUCGAAUAAUAUAUUAAAUAAACAACUCUAAAAUUGAAUGACUUGAAGUUUCUGGAAAUGUAGACAGAAAUAAUUAAACCUUAUGAAGGUCACUUGUUUUUGAAGCAGUAUAGUGAUAGCAUCUCUGGCUGUUAUUUUCAAUUCAAUAGCUCUGAGAAUGAGGUCUUUUGAUAUAGUGAAUCAAUCUAAUUCUCUCAACAAAAUGGCUGUUGGUAAAGCUGUAGUCAAAAAUGCCGAUAUGGACCAGAUAAUGCAAGAAGAUGCUGUACAAAUAGCUGCUGCAGCCAGAGAAAAGUAUGAAGUUGACAAAGACAUUGCUACUUAUGUUAAACAACAUUUCGACCGAAAAUAUGGACGUACUUGGCAUUGUAUAGUUGGUAAACAAUAUGGCAGCACCUUUAAUAUACACUUGGAGAUAUUUCAAAGUUAUAAAUUAUAUUGUGAAUUCCAGUUACUAUUAAGUCGCACAAAUUCACUUCAUACCGAAAAAUUAUUCAUAUUUCAAAUAAUAAAUGGAUUGAUCUAUAAUCCUACCCCAAAAAUAGUAAUAUGAAAAUUUUAAAAUGUCGCUCAAUUUCUUCAUGUUAUUGAGUUGAAUUAAAUGAACGAUUAUCUUACAGAUGCAUCCAGUCGCACACAUACACAUACUCUUCAACUUUGGUGCUUGAAAAUCACGUCAAAAUCCAGAGUACAAUUUAUUUAUUCAUUUCUACAGGUUUAAUGAUUCUCAGCCAAAAAAUAAAUCACAGUGAAAUUAUUUUUCUGAGUUUGAUUUCAUAUAUUAAAAAAUGUUUUUAAAAGCUUGGUAGUUAGUACUGGAAUCCAGGACGCACGUUUCAUCCCAUUUGGGGCUUGUCAUAUGGAUGUACAUGCCACCCCAGUGAGUAAUAUUACUCCCACUAAGACUGGAAUCAAGUAUCCAGUGGGAUAGUAUCACUCGAGUAGUUCUGUUCAGCAUAGUAUAGCAACAGGAGAUUACAAGUAUCAAACAACAGAAUAUUAAACUGACAGAAGUAGGAAAUGUGGACGAUUGGAUUCCGAACCAGCUGCUCAAUGGUAACGUAUUUGUCACGGAACCUGAAGGUCCCAGGUUCGAUCCCUGGUGGUUCGGGGUCGUGGGUGCACACAGCUGAUGAACCCCAUACUAGGACAAAACAGCUGCCGAGUGCUCACAGGUUUCUAAUAUUUCCUGCAACUGAUGUCAUUCCAUGAUAAAUUCCAACGUAAAAUACUGUAAACGUUUAGAUAAAUAAAUCUCAUGACUAUUUUUCCGUUUAUGAGUACUCUUUGUACAUGCAGAUAACCUCUAGACCAUAGAUGGCUAUAGUUUCCAACUCUUUUACUGAAUUUCACGUUGAAUUUUGAUAUCAAGCCAUCAACAAUAAAAUAAGAAAUUAAACUAUCUACAAAGGAUGAAUUUACUGUUUAGUAGUUCAUUUUGUGACACUCUGUCAUCUUUGAAGGUCAUAAAUACAAAAAAUUAUACGCACACACUCUCAAGUACAUUUGUGGCAUUGUUUGCUCGUUCGGAAACACCUAAACCAACUGCUUAAUUGAGGAACUCCAUGUAAAGAAGUUAAGUCAAUUGAAAGAACUUUUAGCAUGCCAGAGUCUACAGUGAAUGAAAUAUACCCUAAUAGAGUUUGGGGGUAAAAAAGAUUGCGAAUAUGAACAAACAAAGUAAUUCUUGAAGUCACUGAUUAUUGAAAUAUAACCUCUUCGAUAGUAUGGGACACCUGAGUGAGUCCUCCAAAAAGUCAGAAGUCAGUUAUUUCAAACUUGUGAUAGCUUUCACCAAAGUGUGUUCAUUGUUGACUUCAUUCCAAUAGUUUGAUUCUGUAUUACACUACCAUGCUGAUAACUUACUCACUUUAAUAUGUUUUCAUCUGUGUGGAUUUUAAAUUUCCCAGUACUUGAGAAUUACAGUAACGUGAAAUUAUUAUUUUUUCCCAAUGUUUCGAUUAAUUUUCCAAUUUAUCUAUCUUUUCACGUGAUUUAUAUGCUUCGCUGACCUCAGAGUACACAAAACAGGAGUUUUAAACAGGAAAUGACUUUCAUUUACUUAGAAAAAUUAUUCUUUUUUAUAAAAUUCGACACAACAAGAAGAAGAAAUGAUUGAUUAUUUGGAACUUGGGAUAUAUUCGGACGAUACAAUAAUCGCUCUUGAUGUUAAAGCUGAAUUAGCAAGGGAGAUUCAAUGUAACAAAACAAACGGUUUUUAAAUACAUAGCUAGACCUCCAAUAAACUUAAGUGUGUGACCCCAACAGAUUUUUAAACAGGUGCGGGUGAUGUAUACAAAUCAACCUUGUCACCCAUUUCAAAGGUAUGUUUAGCUGUGGACAAAGGUGGGCAUCUAUGGUACUCAUGCUGGUGACUAGCAGUGGGAUCUAGGACACGUGUUCCAUUCCAUCUUGGACUCAUCAGCUGGAUGUGCCUGCACUCUUACUGAAACUUGAACCCGUGACCGAUUGCUUCAAAUGUCAAAAUACCAUCCACUAAGAAAUCUGUUGCCUGAAUCAAUGGGAUUAUUCGACUUACUUUUCUAUUGCAGCCAGAACCAGUCUUAAAUAAAUGUAGAAUCGAUAUGUAUUUGUUUGAACAGAACAUACAGGCAAUACUGGAAAGGAAGGCUGAAGUGUUGCAAACAGAUGCAUAACGUUAGCGUUACAAAUUACAUUGUAGAGAUAUGAUUAAUCAUCAAACGGUUUGUGAAGGGCGGGAAUUAGAUUUUCGGGUUUAUUUACAACAACAACAACUUUACAGCAUACACAGAUGGGUGUGAAAAGGUCGGAUUAUGACGUUAUUUUGCUAUGAUAGUGUUAUACUUGAUCCCUGUCUUCUUCUACACACAAAUCUUGGGUAUAGAACUUCAAAUAGCUAGUCUUCAAAGAAAUUUAAAUCGAAUUAUAUUUCAUUUUCAAGGCUCUAUAUAUCUCGUUUGUGCUAUCGACCAGUUAGGUGGAAAGCAGUUGAAUAUGCUCAUUUACAACGUCUUUGGUAUAUCACCAUAUUGAGCAGUUGAAGCGUUUGCUUCUAUCUGAAGAAUUUACUUGCUUUAGUGAGUAAAUAUUGUUGAUUUAUGAAUGCACCUGAAUGGGACAAUAAAUGAGCGUUGAUCUAUUGUUCAUAUAUUAGUCAUCAAAAGAAAAGUUUGUGGCUAGACGUAAUAGUUUCAUAUGAAUACAAAUCACUUGAGUUCAUUCAGUUAUCGUCCUAGACAGAGAAAAACAUCCCAUUGUUCAUAUUCUUCCCAUGAGUGACAUAUUAUCCUGCUUUACUUGGUCAAUAACAGCUUCUAGCUUUUUCAGCAAGUUUACCUUUGCUGUCAUAGUUUCAGCUUUCUUUUUCAAAAUUACUUGACACCUCAGUGGGUAAUUUCAACUGAAUCAAUUAAAAAGUGUGGAUAAACUCAUAACAUAAUAUUAUGCUCUUCGUAUUUUCUCCUCCAUAAAGGACUAUGUUCAGUUAUGCGUCUAGAUAACUUAUAAAGUAUCGAUUUUUGAAUUAUGCUUCGGACGGCAUGUUUCACUGGUUACACUACAGUCUAACUUAAAGAUUUCUUUAUCGACUAUGUUUUUCGAAACUUAAGAAAAAUAAAAAAGCGACACUUUGAAUUUGGUUUUCGUUAGUUUUCCUCUUCAGACUGGAUGGUUCGUUCCAAUCUCUAAUUAACCCAACUUCAUGUGAUUGAUGCAGCGAAUUAGCCUCAGUCUUAAGUCAUCACACUGAUCAUCAUAAUCAACAUCAAGAUCAACAUAAGACCAGGAGUUACUGUAUAAUGCUCCAAUGUUGCCACAUCUUAUAUCAGCACAUCAAAUGACAAGGCAACAAAAUGGAAGAUGAAGAAGAAAAGAAAAAUCAGUCAAAGGAAGUAGAAGUAGAAAGUAGUAAAAUAGGGGAAGAGAGAAUGAGAUGAUAAGAUUAGGUAUAGUGGUUAAGAUGAGGAAAAUUUGUGUAUACAUCUGCGUCACUGAUAUCGGUUCUGACCUAUACCACUUAGUCUUCAGCCAUCGGUUUCUGGCUAAUCUGCAUCCCCCUAAAUGGCUUAACUGAACAGUCAACGACUUCACCCAUUGAUGCCAUGUUUUAGUCUGGCCAAUCCGAGCCUUUUUCCAGCCUGAAACUACUUCGGCCAACAUUAUGUGAUGAGGCAGACGGUGGCUCGGCAAACAUAACACAUGUUCUAGCUAUUUCAGUCGAUGAAGGUUCACAACCGCAUCAACUAUCUUGCCUCUUCUGCCUAAAACUCUACAUCUGACUUAUGCGUUACUUACGUGGUGACACCAAGAAACAAGGCCUAUGCUACGAAGGCAGCAGUGGUCAGAAACCUGAAGCCUCCUCGUGUCUUCUACCUUUAAUGGCCAUGUUUUGCACCCAAACAGUAGAACAGAAUGGAGUGUAGCACAGCGGCAGCACUGAAACACUCAGGUUCAGUAUGUUUGGUUCAUUUGGUUCAGUGAUAUCUGAGAUUAAGAAACUGUAUGUAGAAAGUAAUGUCACCAUUUUAAACAAAAUGAACAAGUCAUAUCUUGAACAUUGAUUUUAGAACCUUAUUUUCUUUCAAUUAUGAACAAGUUAUUCAACAUUAAUCAAAUUUUAUUUUAGUUUGAAUAAUUUCUUUUUACUGACACGUAUAUCAAUUUUGGCAUCAUGAGAAUGAUUUCAAGUCAGUGAUAAUGAACCAUGAUCUGUAUGCUUCAAUAUGACUGAUUACUAUGUUUUACUCUAACUUGCUGAAAGUACUAAACAUUAUCAAAUCAUAAAUAUUACUACUGAAUAUACUAAGCAACAAAAAUUUUGUUUGAAUUUGCGCAGUUAUAUUUCUAGUGUGCGGUUUAAAUAAUUUAUGUUAAAAUAAGUUACUCAUCCUGAUCUCAGAACUAAUUAUUUGCUAGGAUAUACUGUUAUAUAUGUAUGAUGUGGAAUUUGUGUGUCUGUGUCUGUGUGUACGUAUAGUGUAUUAGCUCAAUGUAAACUAAAUUUUACUUUCAUGUACACAUGCCAAACAAAAAAGACAUAUGAUACCGUUGAAAUCAUUAUCAAAGUAAAUAACCACAAACACACAGGAUAGAUCUAAUUCAUUAAAACACAUUAAUACGAUAAAUUAGACAGUAAGCAAUUGAAAACUGAAAAGAAGACUAAUACAGUCAAGUAGAGCAACUUCAGGAUGCAUUUCAGUAAAGUUAUCAUAAAAAACACGGAUAUGGAUGAUGAAAUGAUGGAAUCGGCUGUACGGAUUACAGCAUGUGCUAUGGAUCGAUAUGAAGCUGAUAUGGAUGUGGCUAAUUUCAUUAAAACGAAAUUCAAUAGGAAAUACGGUAGAUCAUGGCACUGUAUUGUCGGUCGACGUUUUGGAAGUGAUGUGUCUCAUGAGGAACGAUCUUUCAUAUACUUCUUUCUCGGAGAUAGAGCAAUUUUGUUGUUCAAGUCUGGUUAACCAACAUGAAAUUCACAAUAAUAAGAAUGCUACAAACCAGUGAUAUAAUACUUUGGGUACUUUCUACACUUUUCCCAUCAUAAAUUUCUUCAUUUCAGUGAGCAGUUUAAAAAAAAUAUUGGAUAAGUCAAACAUUUCUGAACUGCGCAUCUAAAAACUCUAUAUCAACUUCGUAAACUUAUUUCUAUGUUUCACUGCUGCAUAACGUUUGUAUGAAUCAAUUUUUAUACGAGUUAAAUGACCAAUAAAUUGUUUGAAUUCAUCUUC
Heterobilharzia americana is the source of this 5752-nucleotide messenger RNA. The record is from the annotation of a GenBank genome assembly. Lineage: Eukaryota; Metazoa; Platyhelminthes; Trematoda; Strigeidida; Schistosomatidae.